AAUGUGAUAUUGUUCCACCUGAUAUUCUAGUAGUGUAACAAUACUCCUGGGGUUAACAUGCUUCUAAUAGAUAAUCAUUGUGCUAGACUCAUCCUACCAGCACUGAUUAUCUGUUACACUGACGCCAUACCUACAAACUUAGAUUCUGAGCAGACCUUGGGAAGUUUACAAGAUCCAUACAAUCCAUCAAUAAAUCCUGUUAAGCCAUAUCAACCUCUAGAGGAUCCCCAUGAAUCCAUAUCUAAGGAUCAGGAAUCAGUUUCGGAUCCAUCAGAGUAUAAACUAACAGAUGAUGUUGCUCUUCUCGAAGAUUCUCUUUCUAAACUACAACAAGAAAACGAAGGACUAAAACAAGAUUCUUACAAAGGAAGACAGAUAACAGCUCCAGAUACCGACAAAACACUGGAAUCCACUUCAAAUCCGGAGAAAUAUGCACCUUAUCUUGAUCUAGAAUCCAAUAAACCGCCUAAUGAUGCGUUUAAAUACAUUGAAAAAACAUCAGGUUCGAAGGAAACCGAAGGAAUACUUUCAAGUGAGAUUCUUAAAAGCUCCAAUUUGUCGUCCGCAAACUUGGAUGAAUUGCCCAUUGAAGAAUUAGUUAGUUCCCUUCAACAACUGGAAAGUUUGGACACACCAAUUGCUGGAAAAGACAAAGCAAAAAAUGAAAAAGAAAAUGUCUAUUCUUCAAAAGAUAAUAGGGGGAUAGUAAAGGAAAGAGGUGAGAAAGAGAAUGAAAGAACUUUAAAUAAAGAAAGAGAAGAAGAAGAAAAACUGACAGAGGAUCUUAAAAGAACAGAAGAGGAGAUAAGAAGAGAAGAGGAUAGAUAUGAUACAACUGAAAACUCUAUACCUGUCGAACUGUGUAUGGAAAAUGAAGAAGAACAUAAAAAUGGAGAUUCUUGGAUGUGUUGUGACGGCUGCAACAAAUGCAAAUGUGUUGUUGACAGUAUUAUCUCAACUAAAAGAGCUUGUUCCCCAUACCUGAAUAAAUGCAAAACAAAAAUAAACAAAAAUGAAAUUAAUAAUUCUAAGUCAAUUGAGACUUAUUCAUCAACAUCAGAAAGUUAUAAUAGCGAGCAAGAGAAAAGACAAGGUGCUUUAAACAAUUAUGGGAAUUUCACAUAUCACGAAGAAAACGUCAAUGAGAACUCAAAUUCUGAGGAAGUUCACCGUGGGAAGAAUUGUAUUGAAAAUGGAGAACAGAAAGAAGAUGGGACGUCAUGGGAUUGUUGUGACGGUUGCAAUAGAUGUAAGUGUGCUGAUGGAAGAAUAAUCUCAACUGAAAGAGCUUGUUUUGCAAACCUUGAUAAAUGCAAAACCAAAAGAAAUCAAAAUGAAACCAUCAAUUACAUUUCAACUGAAUCAUACACCCCAACUUCAGAACGUUAUAGUCCUGAUAAGAUUAAAACUACUUAUGCCCCAACUACUGAAGAAGUUCAACUUAGUAAGGAUUGUAUUGAAAAUGGCGAAGUUAAAGAAGAUGGUUCAUCAUGGGAUUGUUGUGACGGUUGCAAUAGUUGUUCCUGCAAGGAUGGUCUGAUUGUGUCAACAAAACAGUUUUGUCCCCCCAGAUUAGGAAGAUGCAAUAAAAAAGUUUCUGAUGCACAAGAAAUUCCUACAACACUCCCCACUGGAAACCCUUACACAGUUGACGCAGAAAAGAAAGAAGUUCCAGAAAGUGAAAAGCUCUUUGAUGAAAUAUCCCACAUGGAGUCAGAUAUUGCAGAAAGUUUAGGAGCUAAACCUGUAAAUAUCACUAAAGUUAUAGACCAAUAUCAAAAUGCAACCAACAGCCCUAUUCCUGUUCAAAAUAAAGAGGGAGAAUACAGACAACCCAUUCAGCCAAACCUUCAGCAGACUGAUGUGUAUCCUCAUAAAAAUCAGAAAGAUCUUUUUGCUGAAAUAAAUAAUAUGCUUGAGAAUAUUAACAAAGAACAUGAAAAGAAUAUGGAGAGCAUCAAGAACACCAAUGCAUAUUCAGAGUUGGAAAAUCAAAUCAAUUCUUUAACCAAGCAAAGAGUUAAUGAACCAGAAGUCUAUGACCCAUCUAAUAUGACAAUUCAAUUGACAGCUGCAGAGGAGCAUUCAAGUAAACUGGACCAAGAAAACUCUUCAGAAACUCCUGAUAAACUGCUGGUGGAUAUAUCUACAGAUGAUGUUCAAGAUGUUGAUAAUGAUGGACAUACAUAUCAUCUUCAUCUUAAACAAAGAUUACUGAAAGAACUUGGAGACUCUGGAAAAAACUAUGUCAUCCACAUCAAGAUUCCAGAAAAAUAUGACUUUAACAACAACAAGAAUAUAUAUCAUUUUAACUUUCCACCAAUUCUUCGUAAUACCCCAAACUCAGAAGACAAUCAGACAUAUCCACCAGUGGGUCCUGUUGAAGCAAAACAAUACCCUCACGGCAGUCCUAGUCAAGUUAAACAGUAUCCUCCAACUGGUCCUGCUGAAACAAAACAAUAUCCUCCACCUGGUCCUGGUGAAGAAAAACAAACUCUUUCAGCUGGUUCUGGUGAAGUUAAAGAAUAUCCUCCAGCUGGUCCUGGUGAUGUGCAACAAUAUCCACCAGCAGGUUCUGCUGAAGUUAAAGAAUAUUCUCCAACUGGUCCUGGCGAAAUUAAACAAUAUUCACCAGCUGGUCCUGCUGAAGUUAAAAAAUAUUCUCCAGCUGGUCCUGGUGAAGUUAAAGAAUAUCCACCAGCUGGUCCUGCUGAAGUUAAAGAAUAUCCUCCAGCUGGUCCCAGUGAUGUGCAACAAUAUCCACCAGCAGGUUCUGCUGAAGUUAACCAAUAUUCUCCAGCUGAUCCUGGCGAAGUUAACCAAUAUCCACCAGCUGGUCCUGCUAAAGUUAAAGAAUAUUCUUCAGCUGGUCCUGGUGAAGUUAAAAAAUAUCCACCAGCUGGUCCUGAUGAAGUGAAACAAUAUCCACCAGCAGGUCCUGCUGAAGUUAAAGAAUAUUCUCCAGCUGGUCCUGUUGAAGUUAAACAAUAUCUGCCAGCAGCUCCUGGUGAAUUUAAAGAAUAUCCACCCGCUGGUCCUAGUGAAGUUAAAGAAUAUCCACCAGCUGGUCCUGCUGAAGUUAAAGAAUAUUCUCCAGCUGGUCCUGGUGAAGUUAAACAUUAUCUACCAGCAGGUCUUGGUGAAGUUAAAGAAUAUCCACCAGCUGGUCCUAGUAAAGUUAAAGAAUAUCCACUAGCUGGUCCUAGUGAAGUUAAAGAAUAUCCACCAGCUGGACCCGGUGAAGUUAAAGAAUAUAUGCCAGCUGGACCUAGUGAAGUCAAAGAAUAUCCCCCAACUGGACCUGGUAAAGUUAAAGAAUAUCCAUCAGCUGGACCUGGUGAAGUUAAAGAAUAUCCACCUACCGGACCUGGUGAAGUUAAGGAAUAUCCAUCAGCUGGACCUGGUGAAGUUAAAGAAUAUCCACCUACCGAACCUGGUGAAGUUAAAGAAUAUCCAUCAGCUGGACCUGAUGAAGUUAAAGAAUAUCAACCAACUGGUCCUGGUGAAGUUAAAAAAUAUCCUGUAGCUGGUCCAGGUGAAGUUAAAUACUAUCCACCAGCUGGUUCUGGUGAAGUUAAAGAAUAUCCUUCAGCUGGUCCUGAUAAAGUAAAACAAUAUCCACCAGCUGGUCCUGAUGAAAAAAAGGAAUAUCCACCAACUGGUACUGCCAAAAAUAAAGAACAUUCAUCAGCUGGUCCAGGUGAGGUAAACGAAUAUCCACUAAUUGGUUCUGAUGAAGAGAAAAGAUAUCCAACAGUCGGUCCAAAUGAUAAUAGGAAAUAUCCUCCGAUACCUGAUUUACAAAUAGAAGCAACUUUACCCCCUUCUACUCCAGCUUUGGUUCCAGUGGACCUCGGUAAGCCACCAUCAGAAUAUCAAGGGUCGCCUUCACCUCCUCCUGUUAAUCCAUCAAUCUCAUAUACAGUCCCUUCUGCUGCAUGAGGCAAGCCUUCUGUUUCUGUUUUAACAAAAAAAAAUUUCCUUUUGCUUUAUUUCUGGUUCUAAUAAGUUUCCAACUACAGUUGAUUAUACAUCAACUAAAAUAACAACUACAUAAAGCGUUUGUAAAUCUUAAGAUUCAAAAUGUGUAUUAGUAUUAUUAUUGAUACAUAUCAAAUAAAAAGUACAAGUUCGGUCUUAA
Messenger RNA from Eurytemora carolleeae, 4141 nucleotides. RefSeq lists its product as uncharacterized. The record is from RefSeq and is a predicted model, not a curated record. The transcript is spliced from 13 exons. Lineage: Eukaryota; Metazoa; Arthropoda; Copepoda; Calanoida; Temoridae. The coding region runs from base 58 to 3942 and encodes 1294 amino acids.